This is a messenger RNA of Phragmites australis (common reed), 1126 nucleotides long. Its product is annotated as probable ribosome-binding factor A, chloroplastic. Lineage: Eukaryota; Viridiplantae; Streptophyta; Magnoliopsida; Poales; Poaceae. The record is from RefSeq and is a predicted model, not a curated record. Bases 83 to 715 code for a protein of 210 amino acids. Gene Ontology annotation, molecular function: ribosomal small subunit binding. The transcript is spliced from 4 exons. Gene Ontology annotation, biological process: ribosome biogenesis; rRNA processing.
CGAUACUUCGAUUCGACCCGACAACACUAUCCCCUUCCCAGUUCCCAAGUCCCAACUCUCCCGCGUCCUCAAGCGACCGGCGAUGUUCCCGUGCCGCCCCCUGGCGCCGCCGCCGCGCGCUCUCGCCUUUGGGCCUCCCGUCUCUGCGCGGCUUCCACCGUCGUCGUCGCGACCGCAGCCCUCGUCGCUGCGCAUGGUGCGGUGCAUGGCGAAGGAGCGGCGGGUGCGGAUGGUGGCGAAGCAGAUCCAACGGGAGCUCGCCGACAUGCUCACCCGCGACCCUAUCCUGCAGCGCGCGGUCCUCCCCGAGGCCGCGCUCGGAGCCGACCGGUACCUCUCCUCCCUCACCACCAUCGCCGACGUCGAGCUCUCCAACGACCUCCAGGUGUGCAAGGUGUACGUGUCCGUGUUUGGGGACGAGAGGGGGAAGAAGGUGGCCAUUGAGGGGCUCAAGGCGAAGACCAAGUACGUCAGGAGCCAGAUAGGCAAGCGGAUGAAGCUGCGCCUCACACCAGAGAUACGGUUCAUCGAGGACGAGUCCAUGGAGCGUGGAAGCAGGAUCCUUGCUAUACUUGACAAACUAAAGGAGGAAAGGGAGCAACAAGAAGGAAAAGAUGGAGAAGAAGACGCAGAAGGUGCAAAUAUAUCCGAAGAAGAAGACGGUGACUGGGAUGCAGAUGAGCCAGAUGAGGAGGAUAUCAUUUAUGUAAAAUAGCCAAUUGUGUCUUCUUGGGACAUGGUCACUAUUCAUCCUUCCUCAGAACACAGCAGUUCUCUUAGAGUUCAGUCCUGCAAAGUCGACAACUUACUGCUCACCUUCUUGACAAGGUGCUCCAAAGCAUGCCAGCACUUUAAGAGGUUUGCAGAGAAGCAAGCCAUAUCACAUCUUUGUUGCUGAUUAGAAUCAGGCCAUAUCCUUUCUCUCAUGGUUGUCAGUAUGAAGGAUAUUCUGAAGGGAAGUUCGGAAGACAUAAAAUCAUCUUCAAUUUACUAGAUCGUGGUAUCUGACCAUUGAUAAAAGACUGUUUUGACUGAUGUUCAUCCUUGUGUUAUGUUGACUAGCACUUGUUAUAUGUAUAACUGAUAUGUCUACUUAUCUUACUGAAUGCCAAUUUUCAUUUUAUUA